This is a messenger RNA of Solanum tuberosum (potato), 1765 nucleotides long. Its product is annotated as disease resistance protein RPH8A-like. NCBI's taxonomy places the organism in Eukaryota, Viridiplantae, Streptophyta, Magnoliopsida, Solanales, Solanaceae. The transcript has 2 exons. The record is from RefSeq and is a predicted model, not a curated record. Bases 1 to 1518 code for a protein of 505 amino acids. Gene Ontology annotation, biological process: defense response to other organism.
AUGGCUGAUGCCUUUGUGUCAUUUGCAGUUCAAAAAUUGGGUGAUUUCCUCAUUCAACAAGUUUCCCUGCGUAAAAAUCUGAGAAAGGAAAUUGAGUGGCUGAAAAAUGAGCUACUCUUCAUACAGUCUUUCCUCAGAGAUGCAGAACUAAAGCAAAGUAGAGAUCAAAGAGUUCAACAAUGGGUGUUUGAAAUCAACUCUAUUGCUAAUGAUGUUGUUGCUAUACUCGAGACUUAUAGCUUUCAGGCUGGUAAAAGUGCUAGUCGUCUCAAGGCUUGCGCUUGCAUAUGUAGGAAGGAGAAGAAAUUCUACAAUGGUUUCAUACCCAGAGGAGAAGAAAGAAUGGAGGAUGUCGCUGAAGGCUUCUUGAAUGAGCUGAUAAGACGAAGCUUGGUUCAAGUGGUAGAUACAUUUUGGGAAAGAGUUACUGAAUGUAGGGUUCAUGAUUUACUCCAUGAUCUUGCGAUACAAAAGGCAUUGGAAGUAAACUUCUUUGACAUUUAUGAUCCAAGAAGCCACUCCAUAUCCUCUUUAUGUAUCAGACAUGUGAUUCAUAGUCAAGGAAAAAGGUACUUCUCACUUGAUCUUUCUAACUUGAAGUUGAGGUCAAUUAUGUUCUUCGAUCCAGAUUUUUGUAAUGUGUUCCAACAUAUAGAUGUGUUCCGACAUAUAUAUGUGCUGCACUUGAAUAUUAAAGAAGUUGGUUAUAUACCUUAUGCCAUAGGGAGUUUGUACCAACUCAAGUUCUUAAGAUUUAGAGGUAUCCAUGAUCUUCCCUCGUCCAUUGGCAAUCUCAAGAAUCUACAGACACUUGUCUUCGAUCCGGUCAGAUACACUUUCCAACUACCAAGCGAGACAGUUGACCUGAUAAAUUUAAGACAUUUAGUUGCUCGGUAUUCAGAACCUCUGGCACAUAUAAGCAAACUCACUAGUCUUCAAGUUCUUGAAAGAGUUUGUUGUGAUCAAUGGAAAGAUGUUGACCCUGUUGAUUUAGUCAAUCUUCGAGAAUUAAGCAUGCUUGAUAUUAGGAAAUCUUACUCCCUAAACAACAUUAGCAGCUUGGAAAACCUUAGCACUCUCACAUUGUUUUGUAGAGGUGAUGAAUCAUUCCCAUCCCUUGAAUUUGUUAAUUGUUGUGAAAAGCUACAAAAAUUGUGGUUAAGAGGUAGAAUAGAGAAACUGCCUCAUCUGUUUCCAAAUUCCAUCACAAUAAUGGUUCUUCAGAACUCAGGACUGACAGAAGAUCCGAUGCCUAUAUUGGGAAUGUUGCCAAACCUAAGGAAUCUCGAUUUGUUUAGAGCUUAUGAAGGAAAAGAAAUAAUGUGCAGUGAUAGCAGCUUCAAUCAACUAGAGUUCCUUAUUCUUUAUGGUCUUGAGAACCUAGAAAGAUGGGAUUUGGUCACAAGUGCCAUGCCUCUGAUUAAAGGUCUUGGUGUCGAUGACUGUCCAAAUUUAAAGGAGAUUCCAGAGAGAAUGAAAGACGUGGAGCUGUUGAAGAGGAAUUAUAAUAAGUGGUGAAGGUUUUCAAGCUAUAUAUAUAUAUAUAUCAUGUCUUCAUAAUCGUAGAGGUAUUGAUGGGGGCAUUUCUGCCAAGCACUUGAAGACACUGGUUAUUAAUUUCAGGGCUGUCAGUGAGAGUGGUUUUAGUGUAAUUGGUUUGAACAUAAUUGUUUUUGCCAAAAAUGAUUUUGUGAUGCUUUAAUUAAUUGGUCGACUGUAUGUUCUCUUGCUUAUCCACAUUUAAGACGAUGCUUUAUAUGUUAAA